Messenger RNA from Seminavis robusta, 1353 nucleotides. NCBI's taxonomy places the organism in Eukaryota, Bacillariophyta, Bacillariophyceae, Naviculales, Naviculaceae. The record is from the annotation of a GenBank genome assembly.
AUGAGGCACAUUCAUCUCCCCCUCGGAUCUGCAAUUAGAAUAUUAUCCAUUGUGGCUGGCCUUGUUUCGUCCACUGCAGCUUUUGUAUUGAAGCCUGCCCAACAAUCCUUAUCCAAAAAAUCUGCCCUGUUCUCUGCCAUCAGCGCCACUACAAGGGAAGAAUCCAGCUCAUUGGCUUACGAGCUCAUUUGUGGCGAUGUGGCGUGGAAUACUCUAAUUGGAGAAGCUGAUCGAUCAUUGCGUUUGGGCAUUGAAUUGGAACGCAGUGGACAAGCCCGUGCGGCAUCAGCGGCUCUUCACGAAGCGGCCACUCUCUACCAGUGCUUUUUGGAUUCCGAAGAAGAUUUCGCCCAUGUCACGGCUCUGCUUACAGAAGAUUGUCCCGCCGUGUUGGCCUAUCUUUGUAUUCGAUUGGGAUUCCUCAAUCUGGAUGCACUGGGAGAUGCCAAUGCCGCCGUCAGACUCUACAAGGAAGCCUCGCAAAUUGAUUCCGUGCCCUCGCCCUUUAGUUAUGAGGGAUUCGCAGUGGCCUUGGAAGGUUCGGGGGGAGGACAGAAUCUUGAACCUGCACUAGAAGCAUAUCAAAAAGCUAGUCAGUUGGAUCCUUCUUUGAAGAAAACUCAGUUCAACAUGGCUGUGGUGUUGGAUCGUUUGGGAAGAACCGAUGAAGCAGAACCCAUCUUUGAACAGAUUAGACGGUCGGAAUCACAUAUCUCUUGCAAGCUCGAUAGUUGGGGCUAUGUUCGUUGGCAUACAAGAAAGAUUCCAGACGAAGAACUCAAUGUCCAAAGAGGAACCUACGAUAUGCUCAAGAUUGCGCUACAGGCUGCAAUGCCACUUAUCAAAGAGGGAGGUCUAGUCUGUGAGUUUGGCGUUGGAUCUGGUCGAAGCAUCCGCAUGACACAAGAACUAUUGCCACUAGAUGUCACCAUUCAUGGCUUUGAUACAUUCACUGGAUUGCCUCAGGCUUGGGGAAAUGAACCCAAAGGAGCCUACUCUACAGGUGGCGUUAUUCCCAAAAUCGAAGGAAACGUGUUCUUUCAUCAGGGUCUCUUCAGUGACACCAUUGUGCCCUUUUUGCAAAGCGAUUAUGUGGAUCCCGAUGCAGUACUGGCCUACGCAAACAUUGACUGCGAUUUGUACAGCUCGACACUGGAUAUCUUGGAAGGCAUGUCGAGACGCAUUGUCCCCGGUACUAUACUGAUCUUUGAUGAAUACAUUUGUCAUCCAUCUUGGCGACAAGAUGAGUUCCGAGCUUGGAGAGAGUGUUGCAAGCGAUUCGGUUGGAAGUACGAAUAUCUCGCCUUUAGCUUGAGCACCAAACAGACCAUUGUAAGAGUGUUGGAGGCUUGA